CGAUUGAGUCGUUGUUCUACUGUCGAUUGCAACACUUCUGUGCCAGUUUGUUGUUAGUUAUUAUUUUGCCUUAGCUUUAGUAGCCAAAAGUAAAAUAUAUACAAAAAAUAUAUAUACAUACAUAUAUAUGUAAAUAAAAAAGAAAAUUCAAAAAUACCAAAAUAAAAAGUGAAAUAAGAAAAGAGCGCUCCGCUUUUAUAACGAAAUAAAGUGAGAAUCAGUGAUUUCGCUCUCCGUUACGUGUGUGUGUGACACCGUGAGCUUUCAUAGCCAAAUUAUUGGUCACCAGGCGACCGUCGUACGUCUUACGGAUACAUUAUUUCACAAGAAUUUGUAAUAAAGGCGAUCAUUGAUCCAAAAAGGACUUAUUUAAACCAAAACGCUGACAAAGGACAUUUGCGCAUACAAUAAAAAUAUUUAUAUAUAUACAAAUAUAAAAACCGAGCGAGCAAUAAUACAAGCAAAGCGUUCGCACGCAUACAUAAGCGCAAAGCCCAAGUAGCCAUAAUAUUUGGCCCACGUACUUAAAGGCGAACUCAUUUAAUAAUUGAGUAAAAAAAAAUCAAUUUUUAGAGUAUAAACUACGAGUGAUUUUUACUGGUUGUCGCACUCUAGAUAAUAUUGUACACUACUAAGAUAAAAGGAGAAACUCCGAAAAGACAAGGCACACACAACAAAACGAAUCAAAAGCACCAACGCAUAUAAAUCCGAAGGAUAUACAUAUUUAACUAAACCCAGUGGUAGUGAUUAAAAAACCGUCAAAAUUCUUCCCUUUGCAAAUUUUAAAAUACAACCACAGCCCAUGCACAAGAUGGCAGCACCGACCGGAGCAGCGCCGACGGCGGCACUUGAGGCCCCACUAUCCGCCCCGAAAUAUGGUACGCUUAUACCAAACAGAAUAUUCGUUGGCGGCAUAAGUGGCGACACCACAGAGUCGGAUUUAUGUCGCGUAUUCUCCGCCUACGGCAAUGUGAAGUCUACCAAGAUCAUCGUCGAUCGUGCAGGUGUAAGCAAGGGUUAUGGUUUCGUCACUUUCGAGACAGAGCAAGAGGCUCAAAGGCUGCAGACGGACGGUGAAUGUGUCGUGCUAAGGGAUCGGAAACUGAAUAUAGCUCCAGCUAUCAAGAAACAAUCGAUCGUUGCAACGAAUGGUGCUGUUUAUUAUACAACAACACCACCAGCUCCAAUUAGUAAUAUGCCCAUUGAUCAAUUUGCCGCUACGGUCUAUCCGCCAGUUACUGAUUUUACAGCAGCCGGCGUGCCAACAAUUUACCCACCUUCAAUGCAAUAUCAACCAUUUUAUCAAUACUAUAGCGUGCCAAUGGUAAGUGCGGCGAAUGUACCCACCAUUUGGCCACAGAAUUAUCAAGGUAUUUACCCAUGUUAAUUUUGAGGGUACUAACGACAGCAUCCAUAACCACAACUAUGAUCACACGACUACAAUAAACAACAACAACAAAAUGAACUAGUAUAACAGCAACAUUGAUGCUACCACAUUAUAUGCGUAUAGUAAAAGAAAGAAAGAAAGAUUGAGUGAGAGGGCGAGAGAGAUUUGUAAUUUGAUGAAUAUUUGUUUUUUUUUUUUUGUGACAGCAAAUUGAAUGUACUAGUUACACGCAAAUAGUAAGCAAAUUGUAUGAGACAUAAAAACAACAACAACAAAAAAAACAAAAACAACAAAGACACAACUACAACCAGAACCGCAACAACCACACUAGCUUCCUUUAAUACUAAAACUACUACAACUACGAAAAUAUCUACGAGUUCGAAAACAGUAUGACUAAAAAAUGAGUUAGUAUUCAAAACAAAAAAAAAAAAAAAGAGAAACAAGAAAAAAAUGCGACAUAAAACAAUAAUUUAUUUGCGACAACAAAAAAAAUUGUACGCUUUUCUUCAUAAAACAUAAGAGAUAGUGGUGCUGAAUGUCAUACCGUAGGCCGAUCUAAGGCAUAUAUUGAUAUUGUAAGUGGUGCAUGAACAGCGGCAAGGAAACGAAAUCAUAGUCGAAUGCAUAUAGUCGAUGGGAUCAAGUCCGGGCGUGGAUGUUUUCAACCAUUGUUAAAGGCUGCUUUUAGUCAGUAAAAAUAACUCAACGUUAAUAAGAGCAAAUAAAAAUGAUAAAAAAUAAACCAGCAAACAAACAUACAUAAAAACAAGGACUGAAAUGGGGCCGCCGUUUAUUUAGAGAAUGAUUUAUAAAUAAAAAUACGCGCACAUACACACAAAUACAAACAUAACAUAUACACAUACCUUUAAAGAACUACACAUACUCUUCUAUAUAUGUAUGUGUAAUCUAUUAACUUGAAAACGUACAGUUUAGAUUUAAAAAGAAAAGAAUUAAAACAAAAAAGGAAAUAUAAGUCGAGCUAAUUAAAUUAUUAAUGAGGAUUUGCAAUGCUGAAUAAGUAUGUACGUACGUAUAUCACGAAGAAUGGAAAAAAUUACUAAAUUUUAAAACCAGUGAAACAAAAUAGUCUUACACGAAUUGCUACAAAACGUAUGUGUGUACACAUCCAUACAUAUAUCGAAAGAUAUUUAACUGCUACGUCGUAUAGCGCCAGUAAAUGUUUAUUGUUUUCGAAAACAAUGUACGUAUAUGUUGAUAUUUUCGAAUUUUCGAAAGAAAAUACAAAUACCAAAACGGUUUUGCCGUACCAUAACGAAUCGUAGUUAGUUCUAGAAAGCAGAGAAAGACAAGUUGGACACGUCUGUAGUUUGUAGAGGAAAUAUAAAGGAAUGAAGUAUAUACAUAUAUGAAUUAUUUAAAACGGAAAGUGAAAACGGAAAACUUGUUAUAAUGCUAAGCAACAACAAAACAAACAAAAAAAAUUAACAAAAAACAAAAAAAUCUAAAUUAUAACUUAAUAAGAAAGAAAUAUAUUAUUUAUUGAUUUCAAUUAUUACUAUAAUAAAUAUUAUACACAACUCUAUAUAUAUAUAAAUAUAUUGAUAAUGACAAGAAGUAUAUAUUAUUACUAUUAUAUACUUAUAUAAAAUAUAUAUCUAAAUAUAUAUAUAUAUAUAUAUAUACAUUAGACAAAUUAUAUUUAAAGAAUUUAAAGUAAGAUACGACGAAUUAAAAACACCGGCUGGACCUGUGAACCGGCAAAACCAAAAGCUGAACAUUAAAAAAAAAUUCAAUAAAAAAUACACAUUACAAAAAUAUUAAAAAAAAUAUAUAUAUAUAGUAUAUCUAUUAUUAGUAUAAACUUUUAUUGGUAUAAGACAUGAAUUAUAGAAGAGUCAGUCUUCACUACAAACAACACAAAACCAUAUUGAACUUAACUUAACAGGAUUCGAUACUGUAACAAAAUUAUAAAGAAAUCAACUUAGAACAUCAUAAAAUAGUAUUUAACAAAAAAAAUAAACGAACAAAAAACAAAACAACUAAAAAUAUGCAAGUUCUUCUAAAAAAGAUAACUAAAAGAAUUCAUUUAAGUAAUAAAUUUAGAAUGAGAAACACAAUAAAUUCGAAAAAACUAAAUUAUAUCGCAUUCAUACGUAUGUACGUAUAAGCAUAUAGGCAAAAUAAAAGAAUCUGAGUAGGAUUAUACACACAAUAUUAUAAAGUGAAAAAAAUCACAAAAAUAAAAAGUAAAAUAAAAAUAAAUAUAUAUACAUACAUAUAUACAAUACAUAUUUUAUUGUAAGUAAGAAAACAAAACGCGUAUAAUUAUUGAUAAAUAUUAAAAUAAUAUACAACGCAUAUUUAAAUAUAUUGAUAAAUGAUGAUAGCCCAUGAAUGUAGUAUGGUAAACAAAAAUACUUACUGAAAAUUACAAAAAAAAAAAAACAAGAAUAUUGAAAUAAAUAAAACGUAGUUAUUAACGCCACAACAAACAAACAAAAUAAGCAAUAUAUGCAUAUUGAAACUAAAAUAAUAAUAUAAAUAAAAAAAAAUGCAACAAAUGCAAAUAAAAAUUUUAUUUUUAAGUAUUUAAUAAAAAAAAAAACACUGAACUAAAAAAUUAAAUAAAAACAAAGGUAAUCAAAUAAAACUGUGAACUAAAUAUGUAUGUAUUUGCAUAGUUCAGUCUUCGCUAAGACGUUACCAAGACCGAUACAAAAAUGCAAUAUGAUUUUUAAACUUCUAUAAAAUUAAUUUUUUUUUAUUAAAGAAAAGACAAUAUAAGCAAAUAAAUGCUCAUAAGCAAUUGAACGUGAAGUCAUUGGACCACCUAAAAAGCAAGAAAGAGAAAAGAAACACGCUCUAACGAAAAGAGCGCAUAUACUGUUUUCAAAAAAAAAAAGAAAAAAAAA
Molecule: messenger RNA, 4260 nt
Organism: Ceratitis capitata (Mediterranean fruit fly)
Lineage: Eukaryota; Metazoa; Arthropoda; Insecta; Diptera; Tephritidae
Product: protein boule
Exons: 9
Coding region: 803-1387 (194 amino acids)
Molecular function (GO): RNA binding
Source: RefSeq, a predicted model, not a curated record